AUGUCAAACUUCGUAGAGGUGGAGAAGUAUGUGCGCAAUUUGCGUGAUUACUUCGACAAACGCCCGGAGGAAUCCACCGCUUCAGAAAAGUACCUCCUGGUAUAUACCGCUUUUUUGCAGAUAAAGGAACACGCGUCACCACUGCAGCUCAGGCGGAAGCUUUUAACGGAGCUCGCGCCGCAUAGAAGGAAAAUCAAGAGUAUAAAUAAGAAGUUCGCCGGCAUCAUACAGCUAGAGGCGUUCUGCAAGAGCGAAUUCGUGUGGAUCGAGCAGCAGAAGGCGACCGAGUCAAAGAAAAAAGAGGAACGAAAGGAAGCGGCGGACCAUGGCAACAACGCUGAGUGUUCAGAGAACCAGGGCAAGAAAUUCGAGGUUGCAGAGAACCAAGGCGAUAACGUUGAGUCUGAGGAGAACAAGGACGAUAACGUUGUAGACGGACCACACGCUAGGCAGUCUACUGUAGAAAAGCCAAAGGAAUCAAUGAAACCUAUGCUGUGUAACAAGAAAAGGAUGAAAUCUGCCUCAUUGAGAAAACCUGGGACAGCAUUUGCAAACUCCAUCAUUACCAUCCGCUGGACAUCCACAGUGCGUGUCUCCGCCGUACAUCUCCUCAGCUCGACUUAG
Molecule: messenger RNA, 624 nt
Organism: Babesia ovata
Lineage: Eukaryota; Apicomplexa; Aconoidasida; Piroplasmida; Babesiidae
Product: pumilio-family RNA binding repeat domain containing protein, putative
Exons: 3
Coding region: 1-624 (207 amino acids)
Source: RefSeq, a predicted model, not a curated record